CCUACGUACAUAGGUCAGCCCGAAGGGACGCAGGCUCGCGAUGACUCUGGUGCGCCAAAACCGCGUGGUCGCUACUAUCUUCGCGUUUCUGUGCCUGGCGGUCCCUUCCUGCGAUGGCUUCCUCCUGUCGCCGUCGUUGGCCCUGGCAAGAUUACGGUCAGCGCCGAACGACGGUGACUGCGCCAUCGCUCGCCAGCCAGGAGGAGCAGCCUCGCAGCAGGUGUUGGAAAAACCGGACGAAAUGCCUCGGACCCUGGCAGAAGAGCCGAGGUUGAACCGACGAGCCUACUUCGAGCAACUCAUGUACAAGAGCGUCGCGACGGUGGCGAUCAGCGGGGCGUCGUCCCUUGUUCUAGCUCCCACGGGGCGCAGCUACGCCUUCGAAGAGCAAGCGUCUCGAUGGCAACCGGAGGGUAACCCGAAGGAAGCCGCUUCCUGGUUCCCCCUGCUGGCCAAGUGCUACCAGUCUCUCGAAGACGUGCUAGAGAAUUGGGAGAAGUACACGGCGAGACAGGACGGGGACGCGAUCCGGAGAUUGAUCGGGACCAUCGGCGUUUCGAGCCCACUGAGCUCGAUCCGUAAGGCGUUCACGAGCAUCAGGGACGCGGAGGAGGCGUCGCAAGGCGACAUCGACGUGAUCGAGUACGUGGAGGCGUACAUGGAGGUGCUGACCGCUCUGGGGGAUGCGGAGAACGAUCUCUACUCCGCCAACUUCGCGGACUACUCGGGGGGAGGCGGCACCAAGGGGAGCCAAUUCAUCGCCAAAGCGAACAAGAGUCUAAAGAUCGCAAAGGACGAGUUUAAGGAAGUCAACAAGAUCCUGGGCAUCUGACGUGUUCGAUGGGAAGGCGAAGGAACUUGGAAGACGAUUCUACAUGUACUCAUAGAGGAUUCCGCGCAAAUGGAGAACUGGCGCAGCACGCAAAUCGGUAGCUUUUGGCAAACGUUUUAUAUAUUACAACUUUCAUGAUGAUGUGGUACGAUUUUCGCGGAAAACUUGAUUUUUUUUCCUCCGUGGAAAAGGGAAAGCGAUGAAUAUUUGAUCUUGUGUUUGUUCACCCGCUUGUACUUGUAUGUUUUAGUGUGCUGUUGGCAUAGAUUGGCUGUGUGCGGGAGUAGGCGAUGAUACGCUCUCUCGCACAGACCAACACAGCGCAACGUGAUGGUGCUGACGGGUAUGAUACGGCGCGCCGCUUGAGAGAAGUGGCGGGCAGCCCUUGUUGUUCUUCGAUGUAUGUCUGUCUCCUUUUUUAUUUACGUAUUGCGAACCGUGUGGGGAGUAAAAAGUGGUUUGGGUGUAAGGCACACGUUGCGGAGGAAGAGAAGAGUGUAGGCACACGUUGCGAAGGAAGAGAAGAGUGUAGGCACACGUUGCGAAGGAAGAGAAGAGUGCGACAAGGCAGACAGGGAGCGGAAGGCGACGUUGCCUGUCAUGAACUUGGAUUUACCGCACGGAUGACCUCCAAACUUGAAGCUGGAGGUUUGCAUGUUGCUCUGGAUGUGGGAAGU
Messenger RNA from Ectocarpus siliculosus, 1509 nucleotides. The record is from the annotation of a GenBank genome assembly. NCBI's taxonomy places the organism in Eukaryota, Phaeophyceae, Ectocarpales, Ectocarpaceae.